Molecule: messenger RNA, 3404 nt
Organism: Gadus morhua (Atlantic cod)
Lineage: Eukaryota; Metazoa; Chordata; Actinopteri; Gadiformes; Gadidae
Exons: 14
Coding region: 134-2680 (848 amino acids)
Biological process (GO): homophilic cell-cell adhesion; heterophilic cell-cell adhesion
Cellular component (GO): adherens junction
Source: RefSeq, a predicted model, not a curated record
ACAAACACUGACACAGAAACCCAUGCGCCACAUAAACUCAGAAACCGAAACACCCAACACACAAGUUAAAUACCGUGUGAAACAUAGGGUGGUGUGACAAGCCUGUUUCACUAGACACACAUUAGUCUCCAACAUGGAUUGCUCAAUACUGUUGAUGUUGGGCCUGCUCCUAAAUCUGUCUCACUGUACAGACAUUUUGGAGGACGACGGAGACGGGGGGUCGGAGGUGGAGGUCCAGAGCGACCCCGUGGCCGUUCUGGGGGAGGAGGUGUACCUGCGGUGCCUGUACCACGGCAACGCCUCCAUCACCGGCAGCGCCUGGAAACGGCACAGGGGCGGCCGUGUUCACCGGCUGGCGGGGUUCACCAACGGCACAGCGUUCAGGCGCAGCACGGCUACGCUUUCCUUUCCGGCCUCGCCCACCAACCUCACCGUGCGGAUGAGGGUGUCCGGCGUGGACGUGGAGGGGGAGUACGUCUGCGUCUUCGAGUCGCAGGACCGGGAGUUCAACAAGACCGUGAACCUCCAUGUCCACGUCCGUCCGCAGACGCAAUUAUCAGUAACUGCGGAGAUGGACAACGGCACCCACUAUCAGUCUGUGCGGUGCUCGGCUAAGGACGGCAAACCUCGAGCUCAGAUCGAUUGGUUGAUCAACAACAAGCCCCCGGUCAAAGACUACUUCUCUAUCGAGCGGAGUGAUUCGCCCGGAAGAAUCGGCGUGAGCAGCGCCGCCAGCAUCCUCCGCUUCCCGACGCACCUGCAGGACGAGGGCAGCGUCACCUGCGUGGUGCGCCACCCGACCCUGGCCAGCCCUGUCUCCACCACCGUCAGCGUGGAAACCUUUGUCGCUCCCAGGAUGAGUGUUCAGGCGGAGAUGAGACAGAGGCAGGAAGAGGAAGAGGAGGAGGAGGAGGACUACUGGAGGGUCUCCUGUGUGGCAUCUGGAGGGCGACCAGAGACCCUCGUCUCCUUGGUGACCACCGCCUCCGACGACGACGAGGAAGUAGAACCCAGAAGGGAGAACGGCACGGACGCAGGGACGAGUGUGUACCGCCUGCCGGUGCGGGCGUACGAAGGCCACAACGUCUCCUGCGUGUUCACCCAGCCCAAGCUGGCAGGGCCGCAGACCAGGGCGCUGCAGCUGCCUUCCUUCAGUCUAUCUGGUGUUCGGUUACUGUCAGAUCCCAUCAACGAGCUCCAGGCCUCGCUGGAGCUUGAGGAAGGACAGCGGGAUGUUUCUAUUGGCCUGGAAGCCGUCGGAAACGUUCCACGCUAUGCCUUGUUUUGUCAAAAGGAGGAGGCGUCACGGCUGCCCGGGGGAGUAGCGGUGGUGGGGUCGGCCCUCACGUUCCAGGCUCCUGUGGGUCUCCUCCACGAGGGGCUCUAUGUGUGUGAGGCGUCGUACUACCGGCACAGGGCCACCGUGCAAAUAAACAUCACAGUUAGACCCCGGCCCGUGCUGCUCCCUCCCUUGAUAAGUCUUGAUCUGCGGUCCGGACCCUCGGGCCGCGAGGUCCAGUGCUCGGCUGUUGGCGCCAACCCAGCCGCCACCCUGUCCUGGAGUCUCCCCGAGGGCGUGGCCGCCGUCCCCUCCCCCAGCGCCAGCUCCCCCCUGCCUGACGGACGCCGUUCCGUCACGGGAGUCUUGGCCCUCGGCACCGCGUGCUUCCCUCGGCCGCUCGCCGUGGGAUGCGUGAUCCAUCAUCCGCUCUUCCCGACGCCGGAAUACCAGAGCGUCACCAUCCCGCUCUGUGCCCCGCCCAACAUCAGCCUGAGCUCCAGAGAGGAGUGGCGAGGAGGGGAGGAGUACACCGUGGCCCGGUGUCGCGUGGUCAGCGUCGCUACCGCGGCAACCGUCACCUGGCGCCUCGGUGGCGGGGCCGACGGCGGGGACGGCGUCGAGAUCGAUGACCUGGAGGGGGUGGAGGUCCGGACAGAGGAGGGGCAGCGUGUCGGCCUGGAGGUGGCCGCCCUCAGCACCCUGCGGCUCCCCACCUCUCUGUACUCGGGUCGGAGGUUGAGCUGCGAGGCGGGGGGUCACCAGGAGCGACAGCACCUGCUCCUCCCCUCCCUGGGGGCCCCUGUGCUGAAUGUGUCGAUGGGGCCGGGGGAAUCUGACCUCUGGCAGGCCGUGUGUGACUCCCAGGCUGAGGGUGUGGAAGCCAACCUCAGCUGGGUCCUACCUGUGGGCUCCAGGGGCCAGCAGUCCCGCCGGUCCUGGACCCACGGGCGCACCGUGAGAACCCGGCUCACUUACCGCUUCGCGCUGUCGUCUCACGAAGGGGACGCCCUGACCUGUUUGGCGGAGUACCGUCGCAGAGGGUCAGACAAGAGGACCGUACACAUCCCAAAAUACUAUAUCUCCUCUUUGAGGGUGCUGAACCACACCACUCGGAUGAAGGCAAGCCACAGUGGUGGCCGAUGCGUGCUCAGGUUAUCCCUGCAUAAGAGUCUGCCCGGCCAGAGAAUAUUGUUUGAGGUGGAGGGGAAUGUACCAACGCACAGCAUUACCUGUCAAAGCAGCGACGGCUCGUUUGUCAAACUGGAAGGAGACGCGCUGGCCUUCCCAACAGGGGUCAAAGGUCGAGACGAGGGACUGUACACCUGCCUCGCCUCUUUCUACCACCACCAGGCCGAACUCCGCCUCCGAGUGGAGGUCAGCUCCCAGGAUCACAGUUAGCGAACCUCGUCCUCAUCUGCGUCCCCUCCGCCUCCGCCGCGGCCGUACUGCUCGCCGUGGCUCUGUGGGUGUUCUGUAAACUAAAUCCUGGAGCACGACGAAAGAAACAGGAGACCUCAGCUCUGACAGCUUUAGUUCGACCCUAAGCUCCCCUGAGAAGAGCAAGGCACUUUCAUCGACCAGACGGCCAACAGUAUGCCCAUCUGGAUGGCUACUGUAUAGUGUCUGACGUCAAGUCCACCGUCUGAACCACUGCGCGGUCAGAAGAAUGGAGAGCCCACAGCCAGAGAGGUUCUGCAACUCGCUUGCAGCACUUACUGUCACACACAUGCAUGCACACUGCUUUUGUCUCUCAUACGACUGUGAAGCCUUUGGUCCUGGAAGGAUUGUAAUUAAUUCAAACUUUGAAUUAUUGCAUAUAAUGAAUUACGUCUUAGACAUGAUAUUUGCUAUAGAAAAUUAGGUCUUGGGAUAAGCUGGUUUUCCGUUUUUAAUAUAGCCUUUAACAGAAGGUAUUAUCACGCCCCCUAGUGGUAAAUGUAAAUCCAUUCUUGAACAGCACUGAAGUGAUGCAAAUUUAACAUAACAUACUUCACCAUAUUCAAAGUGUAUUGUAAUAACGUACUUUGUCUGUGUAUCAACCCCUCUGUAAAUUUCCAUUUAAUUGACUAAUUCAGAAUCAGUAAGCAGACGACAUUUCAAUUAAAAUUUUAUUUUAAGAAAA